CCCCGACAGCUGUUCCAGACAAUGCGUCACUGCUGCAACAUCCGCUGCUCCACCCACUUCAAGACGAAGGCGGGGGAAAUGUUUUUCUCUCACUACAGCCGCGGCACCGUCAGCUACGUGUGUGCGUGGACACUCAACUCCUCCGACCCUGACGCUGCAUGUAUACAGGAUAAGUCCGAGGUGUGUUAUACAAUGUGCCGUCUGAUGUUCGUCCCGAAGUAUCGAGUGUUCGUAGGGUUCAGCCCGGACAUGAAGCUGCGCGUGUUCACCAAGUCCAAGAAUGGGUGCCAGGAAGUCUCGCACGGCAUCAGUGCCACUACCGUUCUAUGUCUGGCCUUCAACCGGGACACGAAUGAAGUGAUCACAGGCUGUAUUGGGGCAGUGGAGGCGUGGGCACUCAAGGGGUCAGAGCAUGCCGCGGUAAUGACGAAGGAGCGGAGGUUUGCCCUGUCUCUUGCCAAGGACGAUUGGGUGCUGGACAUUCAAGUGGACACGAAGAACAAACAGCUGCUUGUUGUGUGCGAGACGGCCCUCAUGGUGCUCAACUAUGAGAAAAAUCAACAGACACAUUACAUGUCCAACAAACACAGUGGAUCCAUGAAAUGCUGCUGUGUAUACAACCAAGGGGAGUAUCUGAUUACAGGGAGUCUGGAUGGCAGCAUAAAGGUGUGGAAUGCAGUGGUGUUCACACAGGUACAUGCAUUCACCGGACACCGAGGCGCCAUCACAGCCUUGCAGCCUCACAGAAUCGACCCCCUGCUGUUCUCCAGCUCAAUGGAUGGCUCUGUGCAAAUCUGGAGGAUGGACAACUUCCAGAGAUUCCUGAGACUUGACCUGGGUGAGCCGAUCUUCACCAUGAAACUUCUGGGAGAGACCCGUUUGUUCUGUCAGCUUGAAACAGAAAUGAAGCUGUACAAUUUGAACCAGUUCUUCAGUCUGUUUGCACCGGUGGAGUCCACAGUUCACUUCCUACAGUGCAUCCCAGGACUCCGAGGGAAACCCUCGCGAAUCUUGGCAUCAUGCCAGGAUGGCAGUGUGCGGUUCUUCUCUCCUGUUAAUGGCCUCACUAUAACCAUCGUCUACCCCAUGCCAACCUUCCAGGUUUUGAGGAAUUUUGUGUACAAUGUGAUGGACGACCUUCUGUACACACUGCUGUUAGGAGGGGAAGUGCUGGUGCUGGGGUGUUCUAGCAACCCAUGUCGAGCUGUGCGGAUCCUCAGCCCGGAGGCGGAGCCCAGUGAAGUGCUGGACCUGGCCCUGGUCAAUGUGACAAUCUGUGGUAUAGUGGAGGCGCUUGUGUUUGGAGGUCUUAGAAACGGACAGAUCUGUCUGCUUGAUGCCAGACACUAUCACAUGCCGAUGUCAACUCAGGCUCACCACGGCCGCAUACUGUGUCUGGAGGCAUGUCCAAACAUAGCCCACAAUGACCUGGGGCUGGAAAGGAACCACGCAUACGUGCUGUCUGGGGGGACAGACUACCUUGUCCGUCUGUGGAUGGUGAACAUCUUCGACCGUCAAGCUGACAUCAUCCGCCUCAGCAUGGUACAUCAGUUUGAGUUCAGUAGCAGCCCGACCAAACUUGUCCUGUCCCUGGACCGACUGUGUGCCACCUUCACCACCAAUCCCAGUUCACUGCGGAUGUACCAGAUCAAGAAGUGUGUCAGUCGGCAACAAAUGAACACAUCACUCCACUUGGUGCCAAAGUACCAUUCAUCAGACUAUGACCAUACAGCAGAGAUUUCAACCAUUGACCAGUGUCCAGCUGUGCAUAUAUUUGCCACCGCCAGCUCUGAUGGCUCAGUGAAGAUUUGGGACUUUGAAAAUAAUCUGAUCCGGGAACUUGGCUUUGGAAAGCCACUGAGUGGCAUCUGUUUCGCCAACAGGAGAGGAGACAUUCUCAUUGGUUUUGAGAACCACGUGGUGUCAGUCUCCAUACUGAAUUAUCUCCCCUUGGACAAACUGGAACAUGUUGCUGGCCUGAUGUUUCAGGAUGACAAGAGAGAAUCGCCCCUGAACUACAACCAUCUGGCCAAACCCUGGUUUGAUCCAAGGUCAAUGGCACGAGACUAUCUGCAGCUGGAAAAGAGAUUAAUGUAUGGUCAACAAGCUCGGACAGCGGACGGAUCAGCAGAGAGCGGGACAGUGGAUCAGGUUGCGCAGAUUGUCCUGGGUGAAGGGGGAAGGUUCCAGAUGGUCGAUGGUGCCAUGAGGAUUGUGGUUACAGAAGAUUCAAAGUUGGCUGAAGAAAUCACAAAAAAAAUCAUCCUCCGACGUCAGUCUCAGGUGGUGCAUACUUCAAGGUGCCGUCCAGGGGCACUAGCAGUCUUUGCAGUUGCUGUCAUGGAUGCAAGGAGGAACAGGCUGAUCAGGAUAGGAGAGGUGAUGGAUGUGGAAGAAGAGGAUGAAGGCAUUGGGGAGGAACUGGAGGAGGAGGCUAAAGUGAUCCAGGUGUAUGACCCAUUCCUUGGCUUGACAGCACUGGAGAGAGAACUGCUGAAACGGAAGCCUAUCAUUGCCCCUGAUGGUUACAUCCCUAAUUCUGUGAUACGAAAAAUUCUGGGACAAGGUCGUGCCAUUCAACAACGAACUCCAUCACCAUGGAAGCCAAGACCAGUACCACGAGCGGAUCCCCGCCACCUUCCCCCAGGUUGGGAGGAGAGACUCCGCGCUUAUGAGGAGGAGAUGGAGGAAGACAACCAGGGAUCUGUGUCGUCAGUCGAGUCAGGGAAGCCGUUCCUGUGGGCUGACGAUGAGGAUGAGGAAGAGGAGUCGAAAUCCUCGCCGUCCCCGACGUACACCAGCUCCCCUGUCCCCUCCCUCACCAGCUAUGCCACCAAGCUCCACACCAAGCCGGCAGCAGCAGACAGUUAUAAACACACAUACAAACCCACAAGCCAUGGCAUCACCAAGGUGGACUGGAACUUCGACAAAAGUCAGGGAAAAGAGAAGUCAGAAAAACCAUCAACCAAAGUCUUGGCAGCACCAGAAGUCGUCAAACAGAAGACAUUCCGCAGACAGGUUUCACAAGUGGAAAAGAUCCAGCCUGGAGACACAGACAAGAAGGAGGACACACCCAAACGGAAGUCAACAGCAGGGGUUGAUAUGGACCUGCUGCAGCACCUCCUGGCUGAAGACUGGUUUCCAAGUGACACCCCACUGGAGGCCAGUUCCGCUGUCCAAAAACUUCUGGAGCUGCUGUCAUCAUUCGGGAAGACACCGGCCGUCCAUCACAAGAUCUGUGACUACAUCAUCAGUCUACAGGAACAAACUGGUAUGAUAAAGCCAACAGUAGAAAGGUUCCAAGAGUGUCUUCUGGACCAGCUGACAUGUGAGAUGAAUGAGAUCCGCUCCAACUGUGUCCGCACUCUCCGGGGUCUAGGUAUGGACUCCAGCGACAUUAUCACCGCCAUCCUCCCGAAACUUGUGGAUCCUUCACGUGAUGUCCGACAAGAGGCAGUGCUUGCCCUGGUAGAACUGACCAAUGUGAAGGACAAGGAAAGUCUGGCUGACCUCCUCAACAAGUUGGGGGUCACACGGCCCCUGUUGUCAUCAGAGGAUGAGGACAAUGCCCUGAAGAUUCUGAGGGACAAGAUUGGCCUGACCAAGCAGCAGAGUGUCACUGUGAUAGAAAGUUUCCACGACUGGGUGAGUGACUGGGUGUCCAGUUCCAUCCCCGGUGUGUUUGAAGGAGAGGAAUACAUACCUGUAAUGGCAGGGGAAGAGGAAGCAGGCACAGCCAAGAGAGUGAAGAUUGUUUCCCCUGAUAGUGAGGGGCGAGACAGUUCUCUUGAGAGGAAGAGAAGGAAUAGCACAUCUUCACAACGGAGGAAAUCUUUCUCUAAAAGGCAUCCAAGCAGAUCUGUGAAACCUGGGGGCAAGACUUCCUCUGUGGUGGAGGAAAAGAAGCCUGAAGUAACAGAGGAACCCACACAGACCGUGCACAAGUCGCGUCAAGAGAGACAACCCACCAAAGUAUCAGAUCAGCUGUCAGGAGGAAGAGGACCACACCGUGCUUGCUCCCCCCAGUCCUUCAUCCGUAACACCCCGGAACCCGAGGCCUUCAGUCACGACCAGAAACCACGGUUCCGCCCCAAGGGAGGUUCUGGGCACUGCUACCCGGAGCCCCAUACUGAAGGGUCAGGCCGGAGUCGUGACCCCGCUGACAGUGGAAGAUCCACACACAGAGGUGAAGGCCAUUCUGGGAAGCGGGAUUCUGGGCAGGUGCUCAGUAAGCGCCUGAUAGAGUACGCCAGGAUGAGCUCAGACAAAGACUCAGACCUUCAUUCACUGUCAAUGUCUGCUGGCUCAGAUCAUCAAGAUUUGGUCAUUCCGACAGAGAUCUCGCAACAAACGGAGGUUCACUCCCAGGAGGGGCUCAGCUUCUAUGACUCGGGCAUCGGCAGGGACAUAUCUGACUCCUCCUCCCAGGGCAACCGCGUUGGCCCUGUAGCAUCGUACAAGAAGAAAGUAAACCAACGGCAGCUGUCACCAGUGAAGUCUUCAUCCAAUGGGCCAUCACCCCCGCCUAAGAAAGGGAAAGAUUGGAAGGAAUUCUUUGAGACCCCAACUGCCGUAGAGAGACGAAGGAUGGGCAUGGUAAAGAAGGACUUUGAGGAAGGCAACAUGAAGAAGAUGUCCAGUCUACCGCCUAUCUCCUACAUCAGCUCUGACCUCCCCACAUCCCCCGGGGAGGCUGGCCUCCGACUCCUCCACACAGUCAGGGUGGCGGAGAAGGACAAGUCGGACUCCGAGAAACACAAGGUGGAGGCAGUUCCGGGUCGUCUCAGUGUCCACACACAGAAUGUAGACUCUGGGAGAAGUAAUUUUGGUGUUCUCCAGAUGCAGUGGACAACCAAUGUUCCGGUCGUUCCUGUGUCCGGAGCUCGACAACGCAGGAAGAAGGCUAGUCACAUGACAAGGUCGUACAACCCUGACCUUACCCUGCCUCCACUGGACAAGUCUGGGAACAUCCUACAUAAACCCCAGAUCCCCCACAUGGACGAGACCAGGUUCCCGAUGGUUCAGUCAGCGGUGGAGAGUGACUAUGUCUGGGAGAAGCCCCUGCCACCUCCACCCAUUACCAAGUCUCGCACAGUGAUCUCCCCUGUCCGCAAGAUGGCACAUGACCAUAUGUGUCGCCAUUACAAACUAGCCAAGAAGAAACUACAUCAUUACAUAUCUAUAACCAAGUAUUUAGCUAAUGUGGACUUAGCUGAAAAUAUACUACCAACCAUGAAUAGGAAUGAGCAAGUCUCCAAGUCAAUUCCCAUAUGAAGCUAAAAGAUCCAGCCUUCACGACCUUCACCUUCCCAGUCUCAACAAAUCCAAAUAUACCCGUCAUGCAACUUUACCACCCCUACAGCUGGGGAUG
Molecule: messenger RNA, 5371 nt
Organism: Haliotis rubra (blacklip abalone)
Lineage: Eukaryota; Metazoa; Mollusca; Gastropoda; Lepetellida; Haliotidae
Exons: 43
Coding region: 22-5274 (1750 amino acids)
Molecular function (GO): protein binding
Source: RefSeq, a predicted model, not a curated record